UGUUAUACCGCACGUAGAAGGCAAUUGGCCUGCCCAUGUCUAUCUGGAGUGUAAGGCCCACCCAGCAUCACCUCCGAACACACAAAGGGGUCCGUCUACCUCUACACAUCUCCCUUUCCCGUCCCUUGACCUUGCGGGCGGAGCACAAGGACGACUUCGAGGCUGCCCUCCGAAGAGCUAUCUCUACUAGCACAGUGCAAGCGUUCCACUGCCAGCUGGAUGCAAUACUCUGGCAUCCUAACGAGAGCGGCACGCGCUGGUUCUUGGUCCUCCGAACGAAGCCUCGGGAGAAGGACGAGCUCGGCAAGCUACUCGCGGCUUGCAAUGGCGUGGCUGAAGCAUUCGGGCAGCCGUUACUGUAUGCCGAGUUCAAUUCGCGUGAGUCAGGCGAUGAGGCUAGUAGAGAAGGCAAUUUUCAUAUCAGUAUUGCAUGGGCUCUCAACCCGCCGUCAUCGCGUGAAGGGCGGAAGGAAUCAGUCACUGGCUCUCCUCCAUCAUCGGUACAGCUCACCGCUGAGGCGAAAGCGUUACGGAUCCCGUUUACGGAGAUCAAGUUGCGGAUAGGUCAGACCGUGAUGGUGAUGCCGCUACCAGCAGCAAGGAGUAGGGGAACAUUGUUUGCCUGAAGCUUUAUGUAGACGUUAAUGCUGCAGAUUGUCAGCGAAGAACCUUGACGUCCACUGGUUGAUUGAUUGGCGUUGAAGCAAUUGUUCGCAGGUGCAUCUUGCUCUAACUCUGACUUCUUCUCGACAUGCUUCGCAAUCAAGCUUC
This is a messenger RNA of Baudoinia panamericana UAMH 10762, 771 nucleotides long. RefSeq lists its product as uncharacterized. The record is from RefSeq and is a predicted model, not a curated record. The transcript is spliced from 2 exons. Gene Ontology annotation, cellular component: nucleus. Gene Ontology annotation, biological process: U6 snRNA 3'-end processing. Lineage: Eukaryota; Fungi; Ascomycota; Dothideomycetes; Mycosphaerellales; Teratosphaeriaceae. Gene Ontology annotation, molecular function: 3'-5'-RNA exonuclease activity. The coding region runs from base 36 to 626 and encodes 196 amino acids.